CCCCCUUUCUGGUUUUCCAAACUCUCAAAGGUAGAAUGAGGCCCGGAGAAAGAGUUUCAGAAUCUACGCCACGUCUUCUGCGUCUAAAGAGAAAAAUAAAAAGGUUUUAAAGAAUCAAAGUAGUUUAAGAAAUAUCAAGACACACGAGGAAAGAUAUAGAAACUCUGGCUGYUUGGUUUCAAUUUAUUUAUUUCCUUUUUAAUUUUUAUGGUUCUUCUGUCCUGUUGGCGGGAAAUCGGAAGUUCAGGGACGGCUUGUGGGCUUGGAACGAGCAAUGGCGACAGCCCACUCGCCCGAUGUUUUCAGGGUCUGCAGCGAUUCUUCUCUGGCUUCUGCUGAGUUGAGUUUUCGGGAACUGGACGAUGUGUUCUUGCAGGUUUCAAGUUUCUAAGGUGGUCUGGAAAUUGCUCUUGACAAAGUGUAUUGAGCUAAGAUAUUCAAAGGCAUAUAUAUAUGAACCAAUUGCUUAUGGUAAGGGAAGAAGGAGGUAUACACAUUAUUCCAAAGUCGACUCAUUUUUGAAGAUCUGCCAAAUUUUAGGACUGACUAGUAUUGAUCUCUUCUCCCCAUCGGAUGUUGUUGAGAAAAGAGAUACACGUAGAGUUUGUUUGUGUAUUCGUUCUCUCUCAAAGAAGGCAAGGUCUAAAAAUUUAAAUGUUCCAGAUUUUGAUAUUGUUACCUAUACAAUAGCAAUGCCUACAGAUAUGGUUGGAUUCAUCCGUAGAAGUUUGGAGCAAUCACAGUGUAGCUCAUCAAGUUUUGUUCGUCGGAGUCCACACUUGGACUCAACCAUAAAUCACAGGCAGAAAAACUGGGGUGUGGACUACAUCAGGCAGUGUGAUUCUUAUUCAGAAGAUUCCGAUGAUGCAGAAAGCAAUUUUAGGGAAUUUGUUGUCCACAGCCCAGACUCAGAAGCUCUAUGUGACAGUGCAUCCCUGUUGAUUCCUAGUUUAGAGAAUUCUCCUAGAGGAAGUUCAGUGAUUGCAGAAAACUGUAUUUUGUCAGGAGCUGACCACAGAGCUAAAAUCAGUUACUGUGGAUUCAAUAAAGGAGGGAAGGACAGAACAAUUACUAUUUACAGGGAUGCAUCUUUUAAUGAAUCAACCUCAGUUCCAAGGUUGGGGUGUGGGUUUGGAAGGGGAUUAUCUGAUGAGAUUGAAAAUGCUGAUUUGUCCCCUACAAUCUGUGUGAAAUGUUUUCCAAGUAAUGUGGAGGACACAGAUUUCAAAGCACAGUUUGAUGCAAAAGAUGGUUGCAAAAUCCCAUUCUUUGAGCAUCAGAAUCUGGAAAUUGAUCACGUGAACAAGAGUUCUAUGAGUGGGCAUGAAUCUUGGGACACAAUUGAACAUCAUGUUCUUGUAGAUGAUUUAACACUAAGUUCUGAUAGAGCCCUAGUUUCUGUUGCCUCUGAAUGUUUUGGUUCAUCCACCAAAAGUUGCACACAAAUCCCAGACCAGCAAUUAUACUUUCAUUCUGGAGAUGAACAUUAUGUUUCAUUCCAUGAUCACAUUGUAAGCAUGUCUCACACUGAUUUGGAUGUUGUUGAAGUUAACACCUUUGAACUGCUAGCUAAUAGUAAUGACUGCCUAAAUGAUAAAGGAACUUUGAGAAAUGCUUGCAGGGUCCAACUCAAUGGGUUACUGUCAGGUCAAUCUAAUGCUCCCAGUAGUGCUCAGAUCAAAUGGACUGAUGAACUCAGGUGUUCACUGGUAAAGAUAUCAAAUGGAACCCACAGUUUUAGUGAUUCUUCCAAACCUGUGCCAUCACAUAGUGUAUAUCCUAAUAAAGCUUCAGCUGAGGCUCUAAGGCUUAAUGAUGCAAACUUAAUAACUUUUGAUGCAAUGAACGAGGUAUCCAGUUCCACCAUAAAGGAAACAGGUGUGGAUACAAUGAAUAACUUGAUGAAUUAUCUAUCAACAUCUUACUUUCAUAAUAGUACAGGAGUCACAUGUAAAGUGUUGAAUGAAGAAACAAUAGCAGCAAGAUGGAAUGAAAUGAACAGAACUCCAGUGCUCCUUGGUUGUGCUAAUAGUGGUGAUUUGCAAUAUCCUAACACUGUUGAUUAUUCCUACUUCAAUGGGGUUAUGAACCACAACAGUUUUAGUGCUUCUUCCAAACCUGUGCCUUCACAUAAUGUGUAUCCUAAUAGAAGUUCAGCUGAGGAUCUAAGGCUUAAUGAUGCAGAUUUCAUAUCUUCUGAUGCAAUCAAUGUGGUAUCCAUCUCCACCUUAAAGGAACCGGGUGUGGAUACAAUGAACUUGAUCAAUUAUUUUUCAACAGCUUACUUUCAUAAUAGUGCGGAAGUCGCAUGUAAAGAGUUAAAUGCAGAAACAAUAGCAGCUAGAGGGAAUGAAAAAAGCAGAACUUCUAUUCCCCUUGGUGGUGCUAAUGGUGGUGAUUUGCAACAUCCUAACAGUGUUAAUUAUUUCUACUGCAAUGGGGUUGAGACCUAUGACACUGAAGGACACCCAGAAGCUGGCAUUGUUAUAAUUAGAGAGGAAUGUCCUGAACACUUGCUUGCAGGAGAUGGUUUGAACUAUUUCUUAAAGCAGAGUACUGGAGAGGGUCUGGGCUGCAAAAGCACCUCAGCGUCAAGGACUGUCUUGAAUAGCUUCUCCUCAGGUUUGAAAAGAGCAGAAAGUUUCGUGGGUUUUAUAACAUACUUGAGUUUAGAACCAUCUCAUUAUCCUCAAGUAAAUUUACCAAGCAUUGUUGAUGGAGGAACCGACGUACAAGAAAUGCCCAAUGCAUAUAAGGCAUUAAUCAGCCAUUCACAGCAUUGCCACAGAAACCCCUUGUUAGCUGAUAUUUCAGUUCAAAGUCUGGUGAUGCUCCAAACAGGUCUUGAUGCCUUAGAAGGAAAAAACAUCCCAUCGAAGUCCGGUGAUUCUCCUUUUGAAUUUAGUAAGUCAUGCUUCUACCUUCAGACUAAAGAAAUUCAAGAUAGCAGUGACCAAGAUACAUGCAGAGUCAAUAUCAUUAAUGUUGGUGAACCUUCUUUCCAUAAAAAUGGCGUUGUUCCUGUGACCCUCUGCAUUCCAUCAUCAGAGAAGUUACAAUACUCAACACCUUCAUGUUCAGGAAAUAUUGAUGAGAGUCAGAAUGAUCAGCUUCUUAUAAGAAACGACUUGCAAGUAGUUGAUCCAACAUGUACAAAUGAAGAAAAUGGUGCUUAUUUUACAGAAAUUCAGGAUAUUCAAGAUAGCAGUGACCAAGAUACAUGUAGAACCAAUAUCAUUGGUGUUGAUAAACCUUCUUUCCAUAAAAAUGGUGUUGAUCCUGUGACCCUCUGCAUUCCAUCAACAGAAAAGUUGCAAUACUCAACACCUUCAUGUUCAAGAAAUAUUGAUGAAAGUCAGAGUGAUCAACUUCUUAUAAACAAUGACUUGCAAGUAGUUGAUCAAACAUGUAAAAAUCAAGAAAAUGAUGCUUAUUUUACAGAAAUUCAGGAUAUUCAAGAUAGCAGUGACCAAGAUACAUGCAGAGCCAAUAUCAUUGAUGUUGAUGAACCUUCUUUCAAUGAAAAUGAUGUUUCUGUGACCCUCUGCAUUCCAUCAUCACAAAAGUUGCAAUACUCAACACCUUCAUGUUCAGGAAAUAUUGAUGAAAGUCAGAAUGAUCAGCUUCUUAUAAGCAAUGACUUGCAAGUAGUUGAUCAAACAUGUACAAAUCAAGAAAUUGAUGCUUAUUUUACAAAAAUAAUAGAUAAGGACAAAGCAUUAUAUGGAAUAUUGGACAUGAAAGCAACAGAGAAUUUAGAAAGGGGAGUGGAUGAAGCAAGUGCAGUAAGAGCAAAGAACAAGAAGCUGAACAAGAAAUUAAUGCUAAGAUCCGUUGCUGGUGGGAUUACGCUCUUCGGUGCACUGUUCCUCCUACUUCACAGCAGGAGGAAAAACAGUAGGGAUAAAUUUGACGAAACAAGUUUACCGUCUACACAAAUACAGAAGACAAGUUGUAGGGAGGUUUUAAAGCAAAAGCAACAACAAAGAACUGGGGUCAAUGGGGUUUAUCCUGGGGAAAAGCUAAAGAUUUAGGUGGUAUGUAUAAACAGGAGUAUGGUCACAUGUUCAUAAUUUAGUUGGGGGAAAUUUAGUACAUAUGCAAUCAAUUAAUUGGAACUACCAGAUCCAAGGUGGUGGUACUAGAUCGUGCUGCAGCAUCAACUUAGUUCUGGGGCUACUGAGACGAUCAUGCGGAGUUCUCCUUGAUGUAUUUCAUUCCAAAGGUUGAUACUUCUGCAUAUAAUUUUUGUAGUUUACAAGAAAAUUAUAUUAACUAUAUACCAUAUACAAGAUAACAUACCUUCUCCAAUAGUUGUAUCAA
Molecule: messenger RNA, 4323 nt
Organism: Nelumbo nucifera (sacred lotus)
Lineage: Eukaryota; Viridiplantae; Streptophyta; Magnoliopsida; Proteales; Nelumbonaceae
Biological process (GO): actin crosslink formation
Cellular component (GO): actin filament
Molecular function (GO): cytoskeletal adaptor activity; actin filament binding
Source: RefSeq, a predicted model, not a curated record